This is a messenger RNA of Lactuca saligna, 378 nucleotides long. The record is from the annotation of a GenBank genome assembly. Lineage: Eukaryota; Viridiplantae; Streptophyta; Magnoliopsida; Asterales; Asteraceae.
AUGUGUAUGGAGUCUAUUGAGAAUGACCUGUUGAUUGGAAAUUUAGAUGUGAGAGUCUAUGAGCUUGAAAAGGAGAAUUCUCAAAAGAAUAAGCAGAAAUCAGAUCUUCAGGCCAAUCUUGACGGGUUGACAGCUCUUUAUUUUGAUAUUAGAGACAAAUUAAUUGGACAAAUUGGUGAUGAGUUUAAAACUUCAAGUUCUAAUGAUGGAAAAGUUUCAGAGACGUCUAAGAGAGUCAUGGUCUCUCCUGACCCAGAUGCUAACAUUGAUCAAUUUUUGUCCCCUGUCCCUAUCACAGCCGAAGAAAGAAGGGAGAAGAAGAGAAAAGUUGAUAAGCUGAAAAAGGAUAAGAGGCUUCUGAUGAAAAACUCUUAUUAA